AUGGAACUUAAGGUGAAUUGUCCUGUAAUGUUAUUACGGAAUAUCAAUCAUUCCGAGGGGUUAUGUAACAGAACACGCCUUACUUGUCUAAAAUUUGAGAUAAAUGUUAUUUUUGCUGAAAUCACAACUGGCGAAUAUUGUGGAAAACAAGUUUUCUUACCUAGGAUCUCAUUUAUACCUCUUAAAACUGAUCGAACUACAAUUCAAUUUAAAAGGAUUCAGUUCCCAAUUAGAUCCGACUAUCAGCAAGAAUUCAAACGAGACGAGAUAGUAUAUCUUCUGUUUGUUAUCCCAACGUUAGAGAGACGUCAAAAAUAUUAUACUAAAAGUUUUAUGUUGGAUAUUCAUUUGUUAUAUUGGAAUGAAUUUACAGUCAUUUUGUACGGAACAUUAUCUUUAGCUGAAAGUAGGAAAUGCUGUAGUAUUCUUUAG
Messenger RNA from Olea europaea var. sylvestris, 432 nucleotides. RefSeq lists its product as uncharacterized. The record is from RefSeq and is a predicted model, not a curated record. Lineage: Eukaryota; Viridiplantae; Streptophyta; Magnoliopsida; Lamiales; Oleaceae. The coding region runs from base 1 to 432 and encodes 143 amino acids. The transcript is spliced from 4 exons.